Molecule: messenger RNA, 567 nt
Organism: Toxorhynchites rutilus septentrionalis
Lineage: Eukaryota; Metazoa; Arthropoda; Insecta; Diptera; Culicidae
Product: 40S ribosomal protein S15Aa
Exons: 3
Coding region: 109-501 (130 amino acids)
Biological process (GO): translation
Cellular component (GO): cytosolic small ribosomal subunit; ribosome
Molecular function (GO): structural constituent of ribosome
Source: RefSeq, a predicted model, not a curated record
GUCAUCUUAUCAGGGGUACCAACCGCACACUGGCGUUUGCUAUUUCCUGUUCUUUUCAAUCGAGUUCUCUCCGACGUAUGUUGUGUCGAUAAAUAAACUUUCUAGAAGAUGGUUCGCAUUAGUGUACUGGCCGAUGCACUGAAAUGCAUCAACAACGCGGAGAAACGAGGCAAACGCCAGGUGCUGAUUCGCCCCAACUCAAAGGUCGUGAUUAAGUUCCUGACCGUGAUGAUGAAGCAUGGCUACAUCGGAGAGUUUGAGAUCGUUGACGAUCACCGCUCCGGCAAGGUCGUUGUGAAUCUGACCGGUCGCCUGAACAAGGCCGGUAUCAUUUCGCCCCGGUUCGACGUCAAAAUGAACGACAUCGAGCGAUGGACCAAUACUCUGCUGCCAUCGCGUCAGUUCGGAUACGUUGUGCUGACCACUAGCGGGGGUAUCAUGGACCACGAGGAAGCCAGACGGAAACAUCUGGGAGGCAAAAUUCUAGGCUAUUUCUUCUAAGUUUGCUGCGCGGAAAAAAAUAAUUGAGAAAAUUAUAAAAACAAGAUCAACUUCUAAAACAACUUA